UCGCGAGCAGGUCAGGCUGCUUCGUCGCGUCUCCAGGACAACAAAAACAACAAGGAAAGAAAACCUUGCCGUUUGUAUCCCAGAAGACAAAGGCAUACCAAACGUGCAAAUAGACCAAAACAAAAAAAAAAACAGAAUGCAUUAAUAUAAUAUCGCCGAGCAGAUCGGUCUAGAAAGAGCCUUGAAAAUUCACGAGUAACUAGAAAAGAAAGUUCGGAAACUCUUGAUAUCCUCAACAGAACCGAACAAGGAAAAGACCGGAAAACACUGUUGCUGUUAAACUAAACGACACUGCGCAUAAAAAAGAUGUAGUAACGUACUGUAAGUCAAGUGUCACGGAAUGUGCUUUGUGUACAAAUUUAAUGAAACAAAGAAAACAUCGAUGACUGUUUUUAUUCUGUUUUGCAACGUGUGAUGCAAUGUACUAAGGUCGGCUUAGGUUUUUAAAGGGACAUCGGCAACGCUUUUAUUUAACAUACGCUUAUAUUUUUAACGUUGCCUUUUUUUAAUAGUUAAAUGAUAGCUUUUCAACUAUGACCUAUAUACAUUCAACCUUAGUAUUGUAGAGCACGUAUAUGCUACAGUUGAAGUCGGUUUAGAGGAAUAUAUAGUAUAAACAUUAUUGUAUUACUACAAGUAACUAUUGAAUACAAGAUGAAUGUGUCUGAAGUGGAGGACCAUAUUUCUCAGAAGUAUGAAAUAAAGAAGAGACUUGGGAAAGGGGCAUAUGGAAUAGUGUGGAAAGGCAUAGAUCGGAAGACUGGGGAGAUCGUUGCAGUGAAGAAAAUAUUUGAUGCUUUCAGAAACAGGACAGAUGCCCAGAGAACGUUCCGGGAAAUAAUGUUCCUUCAGGAGUUUAGAGAGCACCCCAACAUUGUCAAACUGCAGAAUGUCAUCAGAGCUCAGAAUGACAAGGACAUCUACCUGGUUUUUGAGUACAUGGAGACAGACCUGCAUGCUGUGAUUAAGAAAGGCAAUCUGCUGAAGGAUAUUCACAAGCGCUAUGUCAUGUACCAGCUGCUGAAAGCCACCAAGUUUCUGCACUCGGGCAAUGUCAUCCACAGGGAUCAAAAGCCCUCCAAUAUCCUACUGGACACAGAUUGCUUUGUGAAGCUGUGUGACUUUGGCUUGGCCCGCUCACUCUACCAGAUCCAGGAGGAUCCUGGGAACCCUGCUCUGACGGAGUAUGUGGCCACACGGUGGUACCGCGCGCCAGAGAUUCUCCUCGCCUCCUCAAGGUACACAAAGGGAGUUGACAUGUGGAGUGUGGGCUGUAUCCUGGGAGAGAUGCUGCUGGGAAAGCCUCUGUUCCCCGGCACGUCCACGAUCAACCAGAUCGAGAAGAUCUUGAGUGUCAUUGCACCACCCUCCAACGAAGACGUGGUGUCAAUAAAAUCAGACUAUGGAGGCUCAGUUAUACAGAGAAUGCUGUCUCGGCCUCGAGUUCCCCUGGAGGAGCUGCUUCCUCCCUCAACACCCCCAGACGCCCUGGAUCUGAUCAGCAGGCUGCUGGUGUUUAACCCAGACAAGCGUCUCACUGCAGACGAGGCUCUGGAGCACCCCUAUGUGCGCAGGUUCCACAACCCUGUGAAUGAACCCAGCCUGGACUAUGACGUGGUUCUCCCCGUGGACGACGACACCCAGCUCUCCGUGGCAGAGUAUCGCAACAAGCUGUACGAGAUGAUCUUGGACAGGAAGUCAAGCCUGCGGCUCCAGCUUAGAGCUCAGCUAAAGGCAGCUGCAGAGGGCAAACGUGAAGAAGGACCCCAAGAGAACAAUGCCCCCCAGCCUCCCGCUCCUAAACCUGCCCCGGCACCAGCAGCUGCACUGCCCCCGCCUGGGGUUCAGCCACAGAGGGAGAAACCUGGGACCAGCCCUGCCACCAGUCCCCAAGAAAACAAGACUGUAUACAACCCUAUCACACACAGCCCAACCUCCUACCAUGUCCCACACAGCCCCACCUCCUACGGUGCCCUACACAAUGGUACCAGACCUACCCAGAAUCCCCCAGGGCCCCCUCACCAGCGCAGUGCAUCAGUGAGCAGGAAGCCUGUCCAAGCGAACCACGAGAACAUGGGUGUACAACCGCCCGCAGCAGAGAGCUCGAAGGGGGCCUUUAAUCAUCCAGCUGGGAGAGGGGCAGAGCAGCAGCGAGGCCGGAGUGCUCCCAUUGCUCGAGCACGCUCUUUUAACACCCCCCAGAAUCGCUUGAACAAUCCCCUCAUCAGGAAGGACGAGCCGGAUAUCACUGCAGGGAUCACAGUGGCCACUGCACGCCUGAACCAGAGGUCCCAUUCACAAACGAGAGAGGCCCGCCCUGUCUCUAAGUUCAGUAAGAAGAUGUUCCAGUCCACCUCAAACGUAGGGGCCGCUGGAGAUCCUAGAGCCAAGCUGGGCAGCUACUCACAGGCCUACGGGACCAUUAGCAAAACUGGACUGCAAAACCUGCUCCGUGCCCCAAGCAACCAGUAGUGUCUGUAAAGGGACUGAGAUGAGACAUAACAGCUAAGGGAAUGACAACCAGUGGAAUCCUAGAUCAUCCUAGGUCAACAAUACUUUUACCAGUAGUAAAACUGAAUUUACCCUGUAAACAGCAACACUAUUGCCUUUAACAGGGGUUUGAAGUGGGGAGUAAAUCUAGUUUUACUGCAGGCAUUGCUGAACAAACUCAUGGGGAUCAUAACUUAAGGAGCACACUGCUGAAACGCUGUACACUAGAGUCAGCACAAAGGUGUAACACCAAGAUGUACUGUGGCAGUAGGUUUCUUAAUUAUUUAUUUUGGGUAAAAAAGGCCCUGCAUAUUCCUGUGUUUAAUUCAGUUAUAAUUUGAUACAGACAGGAGCUGGGGUUACCACCAAAUAAAUACAUUGGUGGGCAAAAUGUACAUUUAUGCAAUAAAUAGUGGAACAAUAUGCAUUUGGAUUAAUCAAAAAAAGGAUUGUUCCCCCUCUCUCUUUUUGUAACAUCUACAUUAACCGAUUUUACCUGUCAGCAAAAUUACAAGUUAAAGCAUAAUGUGCCUUUUCUAUAUCUUAUGGAAUGUAAAAUGUGAGUUAAUAUUGAUUAUAUUGUUUAUAUAUGGCCUUUAUCUGCCUUUUUGUUUGUAUUGAUACCAUCAAGAUACUUAAAUGACAGGGCUUUCCCAUUGUAAUUUUAAUUUUCCACUUUUGUGGAACAGUGGUGCUAUCUGCAGACAGGGGUGCAUAUAAUGGUAUUUGAAAAUGUGGCUCUGUAUGUCCUGAAAGUGUUUAUUCCAACAAAUAUUUCAGUCUCUCUUACCUCUAGUCUGAUCAACGGAGUAAGUAAGCUUUCAGAGCCCAGGUUUAUUUCUUCUUCAUAGGUAGUCUUAACAACAUUACCUAAAUUGGGUAUAACCUUUACUUUUCGUUCUCGUGUCACUGCAAAUCACUAGCUGUCUGGGCAGGAGAACCGCCAUGCUUUCGUUUAUUGCAGUGUCAUGUUGCAGCAGACACUGUAUACUCAUUCUGUAACAGACUGAGAAAAUAUAAAAUUGUCCUAAAAUAUCUGUAAAUAAAAUAAUUUUAUAAUCCCAGGAUGCCAAUUGUUAAUUAAAUUAACACCUUAAUGAAAUGCCCUACUUAGUGCUCCUUGAGAAAUAAAAUGAACGCACCUAAGUUUUUUUCCUAAGAUAAGAGAACAUGUACCUUAAGUAUUAGACUGAAAUGUAAUGCAUGCAAUCCUGACUCGAACAACAACAUUUUCAUAGGACAUACAUUAUGUGUUGCAGUCAAGAUCUUUAAUUUUGUGUUUGGUACAAGGAACCGGACCCGCUCAAUAAAUAUAGCUUUUCUCCAUGCAAAAAUGCUUGAGCAUUACAGGGUGAAAUCCGGCAGUUCCCUUGCAAGGUGUGUUGAUUUCCUUUUGUACCAUUGUAAUUCUUGUAAUUGUAUUCUUAUGAUUUUUCUUUUACAACACACAAAUUCAAAAAAUCCUUUUGUAAAUAUGUACGUUAAUUAUUGCUCUCACAAUAAAUGCCUUCUCGUUGGGUUUUAAUUAAUUUUAA
Acipenser ruthenus (sterlet) is the source of this 4025-nucleotide messenger RNA. RefSeq names its product mitogen-activated protein kinase 15 (gene mapk15). NCBI's taxonomy places the organism in Eukaryota, Metazoa, Chordata, Actinopteri, Acipenseriformes, Acipenseridae. Gene Ontology annotation, cellular component: nucleus; cytoplasm. Gene Ontology annotation, biological process: intracellular signal transduction; protein phosphorylation. The transcript has 14 exons. The coding region runs from base 655 to 2472 and encodes 605 amino acids. The record is from RefSeq and is a predicted model, not a curated record. Gene Ontology annotation, molecular function: ATP binding; MAP kinase activity.